UGUUGUUUUACUGUCGAGGGGAAGAAAGCUUCGAGCUUCGAGGCCGUUGGAGGAUUUCUCGCCGCGAGGUUUUGCCUCCACUGCUAGGACGCAGAGUAUUUCCAGCGGAAGAAAUGUGUACGAGUUGAAUUUAAAGAUAAGAAGUUUGACGAGAAGCGGGCUGAUUGAUGAAGCUCGAGAAGUGUUUGAUAAAAUGGUUCAGAGAAACGUGGUGUCCUGGAACUCGAUGGUUAGUGGGCACGCUAAGCGGGGGGAAAUGACGAAGGCAAGGAAACUGUUCGAAGAAAUGCCCGAAAGAGAUGUCGUGUCGUGGAACUCGAUGAUUUCCGGGUACGUUUCGUGCAGGUUUCUGGAGGAAGCGAGGCGUUUGUUUGAUCGGAUGCCGAAGCGGGACACUGUGUCGUGGAACACCAUGAUCAGUGGGUACGCGAAGAACAGGAGGAUGGAUGACGCCUUGCAGCUGUUCGACAAAAUGCCUCAGCGGGAUGUUGUCUCCUGGAACGCUGUGGUUACUGGGUUUCUGCAGAACGGGGAGGUGUCACGUGCAAUUGAGUUCUUUAAUAGAAUGCCCGAGAGAGACGCUUCAUCAGUCAGUGCACUGGUAGCGGGUCUUGUUCAGAAUGGAGAGCUGGAUGCAGCUGCAAGAGUUCUUCUCGAGUGUGGGAAUGGUGAUUUCAGGGUACAUGAUUUGGUGCAUGCAUAUAAUACAUUGAUUGCCGGGUAUGGCCAGAGAGGGAAGGUUCAUGAUGCUCGGAUAGUCUUCGAUCGAAUUCAGAGAAAUUUGGUGUCAUGGAAUAUGAUGAUUAUGUGUUAUGUCAAGGCAAGGGAUCUUGUUCGCGCUAGAGAACUCUUCGAUCAAAUGAUGGAGCGGGACAAUUUCUCAUGGAACACCAUGAUUAGCGGCUACGUUCAGGCAUUAAACAUGGAGGAAGCUUCUAAGCUAUUUCUCGGAAUGCCAAAUCCAGACACUCUUUCGUGGAAUUCUAUGAUCUCAGGCCAUGGUGAAAUGGGAAGCUUGGAACUAGCUCGCGAUCUCUUCGACAAGAUGCCUGAGAAGAACAUAGUGUCGUGGAAUUCCAUGAUUGCUGGAUACGAAAAGAAUAAUGACCCCACCGGUGCUAUUAUCCUCUUCAUGGGUAUGCAGACAGAGGGAGAAAAGGCCGAUAGGCACACGCUAUCUUCAGUUCUUAGUGUCUCCUCCAGGUUAGCGAAUUUGCAAUUCGGUAUGCAAAUUCAUCAGCUGAUAUGGAAGACUUUUAUCCCAGACGUUACGAUCAAUAACGCCUUGAUCACAAUGUACUCGAGAUGUGGGGCAAUAUCCGAUGCAAGAUCAAUGUUCGAGGAAGUCAAAUUAGAGAGAGAAGUGAUCUCAUGGAACGCAAUGAUUGGAGGAUACGCAUCUCACGGCCAUGCUUCAGAAGCCCUGGAGAUAUUUCAAUCGAUGAAGCUGUUCGGAGUUCAGCCUACUCAUAUAACAUUUAUUGCAGCUCUGAACGCUUGUGCUCAUGCUGGACUUGUUCAAGAAGCCCGGAGGAUAUUUAAAUCCAUGGCAACUGAUUAUGGCAUCGAGCCAACGGUCGAACAUUUUGCAUCAUUGGUGGACGUCCUCUGCCGGCAUGGGCAGCUUGAAGAAGCCCUGAGUUUGAUUACUACCACGCCGUUUGGACCAGAUAAAGCUAUUUGGGGUGCGAUAUUAAGCGCUUCCAAGUUGCAUUACAAUGUUCGAACUGCUAGAAUUGCUGCUGAAUCAUUGAUGAGGCUAGAACCAGAGAGCUCGGCUCCAUAUGUGUUGCUGCAUAAUAUGUAUGCAGAUUUGGGACUAUGGAACGAUGCAAGUGAAGUGAGGUUGAUGAUGGAGAAGAACAAUGUCAGAAAGGAAGCAGCACAUAGCUGGGUGGAUUGAUUUAUUUCUCUCAUCCAUGACGAUCGCGGUUUAAAAUCCGUGGUAACUGCAUCAACUCGGUCAGCAGCAAGCAUUAGAUGCAUACUACGGGGUCAAUCAGGACCUGGAAGACAUCCAUGAGUAGCGCAGCCUGAGGUUAUUGGUUCUAUCAGCAGACAGGUUAGUUCAGGAUAAUAUAGAUGUCUUAGAUAUUGCCGCUCUCAGAAGAGGUUUAGAGCCUCUACCCUCUAUCUCUUCCAUAUUAAUAUCUUGUUGAACUUUGCUACUCGGCUUCAACGACCAGGAUAUGAAGACAUAUGAACACGUUUUUUCUCCCUCGUCUCGUGAAACAUUGAAUAGAGGACAAACCACUAGAAUGUCUGGAAAUGUUGCUAACUGGCAACUGCGCCCAUAGAUAUCAACAGCCGUUAGAGCACAGAGAUCUACACCACUGUCUGUGAAAUGUGUGCAGUGCAGGCCAAAGCACAAACGUUCUGGUAACGGAAUAUUCAACCAACUCUCUGCAAUCUUUCCCUUCCGAGAAAAUGUUAAAAUGCAGGACAAAAGGGACAGGCUUGUCUAGUUAUGCAGUCCCGUAUUCUCGAUUCUUUAGUUGACCGUCGUUCAUAUACCAUGAGACGUUGACAUAAUGACAUCGAUAAGGGAAUUACUUCUCCUAUUGGUCAGGAAAUUUUGCUAGCAUGUUGAUGAUAUUGUUGGCACUACGAUGGACUAACACCUUUUUCGAUGGAUUGCUCGACGCGAUCCAACUUUGCCAGCCUAUAACUUCAACCCAUCAGCACGCCAGCCGGAUUGUUGGUCAGUAAGGGCUAGAUUUCUUAUAAAUCAUGGGAAUAUGCAGUUUUCUGAGGGUUGAUAUGAUUUUUGUUUUCUUGGGCAGCAUCAGCAGACGGUUCCACUUUUGUCAAGUUGUGAGAUGACCACCACAAGUGUCUCAUCUGCAACUUCAUGAUGAGCAAUAGAUGUCGACGACAAAAAGAUUGACAUUCAUUCGUGGGAUACGGCAAGUAAGAACUUUUGCUUGCUGGCUUUCCUUUUUCAGCCUAGCUGCUUCUGUUUGUAGUCUAAUGAUUGUUUCCUUGGUGUUUGGAAGCUUUCCUCAACUCCAAACCAGCAAAAGCGAGAGGUUCCUUGGUAAGGGACCGGUUAUUGUAACAACACCCAUUGUGUUGUUAUUGUAACAACACUAGUCCCCAACCAAUAGGAAGCUAGGAUUGUGAUGACUUUUUAUUAGAUGAGUUGACCUAGUGUAAAAUCAAAGCAGGGGUAUAAUUGCCAUUAUGAAAAAUCUAUUUAAAUAAAAAAUAAAAAAAAUAAAAAAAUAAAAAAAUAAAAAAAUAAAAAAAUAUUUUUUUAUUUUCUGCCAAAAAAUUUGGUCGUCGGAAUUCUGCCACCGGUCGCCGGAAAAUGGUCACCGGUCACCGGAAUAUGCUUUUUGUCGCCGGAAUAUGCUAUUUUGUCAUCGGAAUAUGCUCACCGUCGUCGGAAUAUGCUUACCGGCGUCGGAAUAUGCUUACCGGCAUCGGAAUCUAGUCACCGGGGCCGGAAUAUGCUUAUCGGCGUCGGAAUCCGGUCACUGACGGUCAUCGGAGUUCGGUCAACGAACUUCGUUGACCGGUCAACGGUCUUCGUUGACCGGUCAACGGUCAACGACCACCGGAUGUUAUGGUCUGCAUUGUGAGAUUUAUGGUUUGGUUUCUCAUAUUUUUUUAUGCCUUUUAUGGUUUGUUUUAUCGUGUUUGUGGUUUGCAUUGAGAAGUUUAUGGUUUGCUUUAUCGUGUUUGUGGUUUGCAUUGAGAAGUUUCUGGUUUGCUUUCAAAAACUUUGUGGUUUGGAUUGUGAGGUUUUUGGUUUGUUUUAAUAUAUUUGUGGUUUGCGUUAGGACGUUUAUGGUUUGUUUUUUGUGGUUUGAUUUACUGUGUUUGUGGUUUGCAUUAGGAGGUUUCUGGUGUGCUUCGCAAAUAUUGUGGUUUGCUUUGUGAGGUUUGUGGUUUGUUUUAGGAGAUUUGUGGUAUGCAUUCGGAGGUUUCUGGUUUGCAUUAAGAAGUUUCUGGUGUGCUUUCGAAACUUUUCUGGUUUGCUUUGCGAGGUUUCUGGUUUGUUUUAAUAUAUUUGUGGUCUGCAUUAGGACGUUUUUGGUUUGCUUUACCGUGUUUGUGGUUUGCAUUAGGGGGUUUGUGGUGUGCUUUCGGAAUAUUUGUGGUUUGCUAUGUGAGGUUUCUGGUGUAUGUCAGGGGAUUUGUGGUUUGCUUUGCAAGGUUUAUGGUUUGUUUUAAUAGAUUUGUGUUUUAAUA
This is a messenger RNA of Linum trigynum, 4197 nucleotides long. The record is from the annotation of a GenBank genome assembly. Lineage: Eukaryota; Viridiplantae; Streptophyta; Magnoliopsida; Malpighiales; Linaceae.